Molecule: messenger RNA, 1725 nt
Organism: Pseudocercospora fijiensis CIRAD86
Lineage: Eukaryota; Fungi; Ascomycota; Dothideomycetes; Mycosphaerellales; Mycosphaerellaceae
Exons: 3
Coding region: 1-1725 (574 amino acids)
Source: RefSeq, a predicted model, not a curated record
AUGUCAAUCGCACCUCCACGACCGAAGCGCGGGCCUUCAGUUUUAGUGACCGACGCCCGCGAGACACGACCACAAGCGCCUCGACCACAACCACAAAGAACGGGUACGCGCAUCAUCAGCGUCGACCAUGUGCUCCAAUAUGCAUCAGAGAUACCUUCAGCGCAGCGCCGACUUCCUCCCGGCCAGCGUCCCGCGCAUCACAAUCGAACGCCCAGCGGACGACAUCCUCUUGCUCCCAAACUGAGUGGCCAAGGCAUUCCCAUUGGAGGGGCCCAUAUUCCUGCCAGAAGUUCAAAGACCAGCGAGAAGCUUGUAUUGCUGCCGGAAACAAGCCAGAAGAAUGAGACCAUACAAGGCUUCGAAGAGGAGGACGACUCAGCGCCGCCGAGGGAUGAUGAGCUUAGAAGGCGGCGACUGCAGAUUGACGGCAAGAGCCAUGCCGAGAGGCUGUCAAAAACGCAAAGAGAAGCCGACGAGGAGAUCAAGCGGACAACAGCAUAUUGUACCGCACAAAGCUACAAGCUGAGACAAACUGCAACAUUUGUGCGCGACCAACACGGUGCAAAGACGAAGCUAUACGAUGACUGCCUAUACUGCGUCUAUCAGCUGCCACUGCUCGGCGGCUCAGAUGGGUAUCGUGUACGAAGCAGUCCUGUUUUGAAGAACCCUGGUGGAAGAAGCGUGCUGGACGAGCAGAUUGAGGCGAAUGAAAGGCGACAAUACCGCGAAGGCUGGGGCGAAGAAAGCGAGGAAUAUUCUGUACGUGACAACUACAAUCCUGCAUCACCGCCGCCAGAGAUGCAACAACAAGACGUCACCUUCCCAUCGCCACAUGCUGGCAUUUCGCCAAAUGCGCACACUGUCGCAGAACUUUUCAUCUUUAGCUACGGCGUUGCAGUGUUAUGGAACUUCACACCCAACCAGGAAAAGGACCUGCUCGCAGAUCUCACCUUCUCCGCCACCUCUGCAUUGCAUCUUCUGCCUGGUGGAAAGCACGAAAGGCCGCUCAGCCAGAAAGCUGCAGCGAGCCUACCUCCAUUGGCAUUACCGCUAAUGACCAGACCGCUUGAUGAAAGCGACUUCGAGACUGAAGAGUUCCAUUUCCAGUACGAUGAGACCGCUGAAAAGCCGAGGAUAUACAACGAUAUGAUCACGUUAAGGACUAGCGAUCACAUGAUCAAGCUCGCAAUGUCCCACGCUAUCGCACAGAGCACGAAGCUGUCGUUCUUCGAAGAGCGAAUGCAGAGAACGAUGGAGUCAGCGCAAUAUGUGCCACGGAGGCUUGCGCUAGAAGGUCGCCUCGGCAUGGACCGCAAGGAGAUUGUCGGCCUUGUAGGAAGACUGUUUGAAGGACGAGUCGAUGUCAAUCUCAGCUCGAACAUGCUGGAUACGCCAAAUUUCUUCUGGGACGCAGAACCGACCCUGCACCCGCUGUACGCUGCCGUUCGCGAGUAUCUCGAGAUCAAGCCGAGGAUCCAAGUGCUGAACGAGAGGUGUCGUGUAUUUUUGGAUUUAGCAGAGAUCCUCUCAGACAGCAUAGCGGAUGUCAAGAUGACGAGAAUCACCUGGAUCAUCAUCGUGUUGAUCAUCUUGAGUAUUUUGGUCACGUGUACGGAAGUAUUUCUGCGCUUCGGCAUUCUGGCAGCAGGGAAGAACAAGAAAGGCGCAGACAAUGCUGCGAUGCUCCUUCAAGCUGGCUUGGGCAGAAUAUCCGGUGAGCUGUAA